AUGACCUGCUGGCUGUGCGUCCUGGGCCUGCAGCUCCUGCUCCUGCCCGCGGCGCCCCCGCCGGCCGGCGGCUGCCCGGCCCGCUGCGAGUGCACGGCGCAGACGCGCGCGGUGGCCUGUCCCCGGCGCCGGCUCACCGCCGUGCCCGACGGCAUCCCGGCCGAGACGCGCCUGCUGGAGCUCAGCCGCAACCGCAUCCGCUGCCUGAACCCGGGCGACCUGGCCGCGCUGCCGCUGCUGGAGGAGCUGGACCUGAGCGAAAACGUGAUCGCGCACGUGGAGCCGGGCGCCUUCGCCAACCUGCCGCGCCUGCGCGUCCUGCGCCUGCGCGGGAACCUGCUCAAGCUCAUCCCGCCCGGGGUCUUCACGCGCCUGGACAACCUCACGCUGCUGGACCUGAGCGAGAACAAGCUGGUCAUCCUCCUGGACUACACCUUCCAGGACCUGCGCAGCCUCCGCCGGCUGGAGGUGGGCGACAACCACCUGGUGUUCAUCUCGCGCCGGGCCUUCGCGGGGCUGCUGGCGCUCGAGGAGCUAACCCUGGAGCGCUGCAACCUCACGGCGCUGUCGGGCGAGUCGCUGGGCCACCUGCGGGGGCUGGGCGCCCUGCGGCUGCGGCACCUGGCCAUCGCCGCCCUGGAGGACCAGAACUUCCGGCGGCUCCCGGGCCUGCUGCACCUGGAGAUCGACAACUGGCCGCUGCUGGAGGAGGUGGGCGCCGGCAGCCUGCAGGGGCUCAACCUGACCUCGCUGUCCGUCACGCACACCAACAUCACCGCCGUGCCGGCCGCCGCGCUCCGCCACCAGGCCCACCUCACCUGCCUCAACCUGUCGCACAACCCCAUCAGCACGGUGCCGCGCGGCUCCUUCCGCGACCUGGUCCGCCUGCGCGAGCUGCACCUGGCUGGCGCCCUGCUGGCCGUCGUGGAGCCGCAGGCCUUCCUGGGGCUGCGGCAGAUCCGCCUGCUCAACCUCUCCAACAACCUGCUGUCCACGCUGGAGGAGAGCACCUUCCACUCGGUGAACACGCUGGAGACGCUGCGCGUGGACGGGAACCCGCUGGCCUGCGACUGCCGCCUGCUCUGGAUCGUGCAGCGCCGGAAGACCCUCAACUUCGACGGGCGGCUGCCGGCCUGCGCCACCCCCGCCGAGGUCCGCGGCGACGCGCUGCGCAGCCUGCCCGACUCGGCGCUCUUCGAGUACUUCGUGUGCCGCAAGCCCAAGAUCCGCGAGAGGCGGCUGCAGCGCGUCACAGCGGCGGCGGGCGACGACGUGCGCUUCCAGUGCCGCGCCGAGGGCGAGCCCGCGCCCACCGUGGCCUGGGUGACGCCGCGCCACCGCGCCGUGACGGCCGACAGCGCGGGCCGCGCGCGCCUGCUGCCGGGGGGCACGCUGGAGAUCCGGGGCGCGCGCCCGCAGGACAGCGGCACCUACACGUGCGUGGCCAGCAACGCGGGCGGCAACGACACCUACUUCGCCACGCUGAGCGUGCAGCCCGAGCCGGCCGCCAACCGGACCCCGGGCGAGGGCCGCAACGAGACGCAGGCGGCCGCGCGCUUCCCGCUGGACCUCACCACCAUCCUCGUGUCCACCGCCAUGGGCUGCAUCACCUUCCUGGGCGUCGUGCUCUUCUGCUUCCUGCUGCUCUUCGUGUGGAGCCGCGGCCGCGGGCAGCACAAGAACCACUUCUCGGUGGAGUACUCCUUCCGCAAGGUGGACGGGCCGGCGGCCGCGGCGGGCCAGGGCGGCGCCCGCAAGUUCACCAUGAAGAUGAUCUGA
Enhydra lutris kenyoni (northern sea otter) is the source of this 1779-nucleotide messenger RNA. RefSeq names its product leucine rich repeat and Ig domain containing 3. The coding region runs from base 1 to 1779 and encodes 592 amino acids. Gene Ontology annotation, molecular function: protein binding. The transcript has a single exon. Lineage: Eukaryota; Metazoa; Chordata; Mammalia; Carnivora; Mustelidae. The record is from RefSeq and is a predicted model, not a curated record. Gene Ontology annotation, cellular component: extracellular region.